Messenger RNA from Neltuma alba, 5595 nucleotides. RefSeq lists its product as uncharacterized. The transcript has 10 exons. Bases 116 to 5116 code for a protein of 1666 amino acids. Gene Ontology annotation, molecular function: protein binding. Gene Ontology annotation, cellular component: exosome (RNase complex); nucleus. The record is from RefSeq and is a predicted model, not a curated record. Lineage: Eukaryota; Viridiplantae; Streptophyta; Magnoliopsida; Fabales; Fabaceae.
CGACCAUUUUUCUGGCUGUCGAUUUUGUCUGCGUUGCUUUGCCUCCAGAAAAGCUUAGAGAGAGAGAGAGAGGGAGGGAGGGAGAGAGGGAGGGAGAAAGAGAGGGAGAGGGGGGAUGGAGGAGUCUGGUGAGCUUGGGGUCCGAGCUAUGGCGUCGGAGCCCGCAAAUGCGACCCCCAAUCUUAACGCGCCCUCCAAAUCCAGAGAAGAAGGCGAGCUGUCCUCCUCCGGCGACGAAGUCCCUGCGUGCAACCCUGGAAAACCCUCCCCUGCUGUAGUGUUCAAUUCAGUUUCUCAAGCCGUCAAUGAUACUCAGGCCAUUCAGGGUGGUGCUAAGGGUAUACAGUUGCAGAAAACCAUGCAACCAGUUUCUCAGAAGAGAUUUAACAGGAACCAAUUACCGCCUAAAUCCUCAAUGUGGCCUACUCAUGCAGGCACUGAUAAAAGUCUUGUGAUCAGCUUCUCUGAUGAUGAUAGUAGUAGCGACUCUGAAAUCAGAAAACAGGAUAAAGCUGUUGAAUCUAAAUGUAAUACUUCCAGAUUGGAUAGCAAUCAGAAGCCGCCUUCUUCAUCCUCGGCAAAAUCAUACAAGUUACUGAGUGGUGCUAAAAGUGUAAACAAGUCAGUGCCUAAAAGAUCACCAUUAAAUCACACAUCUUUUUCAUCAGUAACCAAAAUUCAUGGUUCUAAUUCUAAGGUUGCUGGAUCCUUCCCACCGGGUCAAGGAUCUCGAUCUAGAAAUUUCUAUAUUGUGAACAAAAAUUUAGCAAGUCAGGAGCGUAAAAAUGACCAGGGAGUGGUAUCAAAUAACAAUAAACUUCAGGAUUUGCGACAGCAGAUCGCAAUUCGGGAGAGUGAGCUGAAGUUAAAGGCAGCCCAGCAAAAUAGGGACUCUACUUCAACUUUGGGAAGGGAUCAUAAUGCCAUCAAACUGAAGAGUGACACUGCUAGAAAAUAUACUUAUUCAGAGAAUGCGCCAUUGGAAUCGAAGGAGCCAGAUAAGAAACGAUUAAAACUUGGCAGAUCUUAUGCUAGCCCUCAAGCUAUUGAAAGUCAGCCAGAGGUUCCUGCUACAAAGUCUGUGUUGCCAUCAAAAGAGUCUGCAUUUGAGAAUUGCAAUCCACGAGAUAGAAAUAAGGUUAAUCAUGGUGUGAAAGAGACUCCAUUACGCAUAGGAGAGAAAUUAGUUGUCAAGCCGCAGGGUCAUGACAAACGUCUUGACAUUUCAUCUCAAACUAUGCAAUCUAAACCCAGAUCUGACACUUGUGUCGAUAAUAACUUCAACCAGACGGACAAACAUAGUAGGGUGGCUGACUCUUGUGUUAAUUUCAACCAAAAUGGUCUUCCAGCAAAUUUGAUCUCCAAUAGUGUUCCAACGAGUACAGAACUGUUAAACAAUUUUAAUGAUCAGUCAAAUGACUCUGAGCAUAGCAACAUAGAUUUGAAUUCAUUUUUUGAAAUGGAAGAAUUGAUAGACAAGGAGCUGGAGGAAGCACAAGAGCACAGGCACAGGUGUGAAGUUGAAGAAAGAAAUGCUCUUAAAGCUUACCUGAAAGCUCAGAGGGCUUUGAUUGAGGCUAAUGGUCGAUGCACCAAUCUUUACCACAAAAGGGAAUUGUAUUCAGCUAAGUUAAAAUCUUUAAUUUUGAACAAUUCCGGUUUUUCUUGGUCCUCUGGCCAGCAUGCACAUCUUGAUUCAGGGCUGGAUUACCUUCCUAGACAUGGAUAUGCAAUACCCACAUCAAGUUGUCAGAGGCAGGCUGAAUUCAAUGAUGUUAACCAACUAGGGUUUGAUACAACUAAUGAAGAUGUCAACAAUGGACCCUCCAAUGCAAUGUAUCAUCAUAUGAAUAGAGUGAAUUUGGGGUCUGAACCUUGCAGUGAACCAGAUGCCAGUACAUCAGAGCCAUUGCCCCGAAGGGGUAAUAAAACUGUAGAUGGAGUUAAUUCUCCUUCUGAUGAAUUAGAUACAUCUGCUAAUGAUAAUGGAGAGAUGUCUCCAUCUUUACAUAUGUCUACUGAUCAUGACAAUGUAGAUCAAAGAAGGCAAUAUUCAAACACCAACUUAAUGGAUAGAGAUACUGCACCACAUUCCAGACUUGGUGCUGAGGAUCCUCAGGAUUCUUUGCUUCUUGAAGCAGCAUUAAGGUCAGAGCUGUUUGCAAGAUUAGGUACAAGAGCUUCAAAGAGUAGCAGUACAUGCAACAACCUAAGGCCUGCUGCUGAACAAGGGGAUGAAAAUGAGAAUAGGAAGAUACAUGAUGAAGUUGCCCCAUUAUCUCAAGCAGAAGAAAACGCUUUUAGAGAAAUUCAAAGUCAGCAAAACACUUGUAGAACUUCUUUGGUUUCCAAUUACAACACUGCUUCAAGGGAUCAAGGGUCUCUUGUUCUUCAACCUCAACACUCAAUUGGUGCAAUGAAGAUAUCACCAUUGAUUUUUAGGAGUGCAUUUAGUCACCUGAAGGAAAUGUCAAAAUCAAAUUCAAAACAAUUACUGAGUAAAAAUCAGUGGUUUCAUGUUAAUGAUGGUGAAAAUGAGAAUAAUAGUUGUCAUGGUGCUACUAGAACAGAGUGUGGUAGUAUGUUAGCAAUGGCAGUGCCUACUGCUGGUUGGAAUUUCGCUUCAGAAGAAAGCUCUUAUAGCUGCAGUCCUGCAGUUGAUCCAUUUUGGCCACUUUGCAUGUAUGAGCUCCGAGGAAAAUGCAACAAUGAUGAGUGUCCUUGGCAGCAUGUUAAAGACUAUAAUGAUAGAAACUAUCAGAACCAGCACUCUGAUAAUGAUGAUGCAGAUUGUCAAGGUGGAUUAACAUCACAUCAGCAAAGUGCAACUAAAGUUUUUAAAAGUCAAAAAGCUGCAAUUCUGCCAACUUAUCUUGUUGGCUUAGAUGUUUUGAGAGCAGAUCAACUUGCAUAUAAAUCUGUCCUAACGCAUAGAAAUACUCAGUACUGGCAGAAGUGUUUCAGUAUAACUUUAGCUACUUCAGAUUUGCUUCAAAAUGGUUUACCAGAAGAUGGUCCGUUCUUGCAUGGUGGUGAUGAACGAAUUGAAGUCCAUGGGACCUGGAACAAACAAUUAUCUUGUUUACAGUGGAAAAGAGCUGUGAAUCAAAAUGAACAGGCUCUUGCUGCUAAUGAGCAAGCUGUUGAGAUGGCACUUCUUGUUCUCAAUCAGGAAAUCAAUAAAUUGGAGGGCGUAAGAAAGGCUCUAUCUGUGCUGUCUAGAGUUUUAGAGACUGAUCCGAUAUCUGUGGUUAUCUGGUUUGUUUAUCUGCUGAUUUACUAUGGAAAUUUGAAGCCGACUGGAAAGGAUGACAUGUUCCUGUAUGCGGUCAAGCAUAAUGAGGGAUCUUAUGUACUAUGGCUGAUGUACAUUUACAGUCGGACACAGCUUGAUGAACGGUUGGCUGCCUUUGAUGCUGCCGUCUUGGCACUCUGUCAUGAUAAAUCUGCUGUCAAGGAUGGAAUACAUAGUAGCGCGUGCAUCUUAGACAUGUUUCUGCAGAUGGUUGAUUGUUUAUGCAUGUCAGGGAAUGUUGAGAAAGCCAUUCAGAGAAUUCAUGGAGUAUUCCACAAUACAACAAAGUCCGAUGAGCCUCAUCAUCUGUCACUCUCGGAUAUACUAAAUUGCUUAACUGUUACUGACAAAUGUGUGUUCUGGAUUUGUUGUAUUUACUUAGUUAUUUACAGGAAAUUGCCGGAUGCUAUUGUACAAAAGUUUGAGUGUGAGAAAGAUCUUGACAUUGAAUGGCCAGUUAUCCAUUUAUCAGAAGAAGAGAAACAGAUGGGUGUUAAACUUGUGGAAACAGCUGUUGAAUCCGUUGACUCUUCCAUCUAUAAUGAAUCAGACAAAAAUGAAGUUAAUCUGAGGUUUCUUCAACUUUUUGCUCUCAAUCAUGUUAGAUGCAUGGUUGCACUGGAUAACCUGGAAUGUUUGUGGAGCUUGUUGGAUAAAUAUGUCAAGUUGUACCCUUGCAGCAUUGAGUUGGUUUUAGAAUCAAUUCAUAUACAGAAACAGGAGAAUGGGAUUGAUACUUUCAUGGGAUUUGAGGAAGCCAUUAGCAGGUGGCCGAAAAAAAUUCCUGGAAUCCAAUGCAUCUGGAAUCAAUACAUUGAAAAUGCUAUCCAGGAUGGAAGAAUUGAUUUUGCUAAAGAAAUUACAGUCCGAUGGUUUCAAUCUGCUUGGCAAGUUCAGGAAUCCCAUGAUGCAGAAACGGACGCCACAUAUUGUGAUCAUUCUUCCAGUUCUUUGGGAGUUGAUUCUAAAUCAUUUCCAGAUACUGCAAGCUCUGGUCUUAGCCAGAUGGAUGUAAUGUUUGGAUUCCUUAAUCUCUCUCUCUAUAAAUUUUUUCAGGAUGAUGAAACAGGAGCUUGCAUAGCAAUUGACAAGGCAAGGGAAGCUACCAAUUUCGGAGCUUUAGAUAAUGGAAUGAGAAAGCAUGCAAUGUUUUUGCUUAUUGAUGCCUCAUGCCUAAAAGAUAAUGGUCCUAAUGGUGGCAUCAAGAAAAUUUUGGAGAUGUAUAAUGAUAGCGUCUUUCAGAAUUUUAUGGCUCCCAAGCUGAUGACAAGAAAAUUUUUUGACGACGUCAAGAAGCCUCGAGUCCAGCAGCUUAUGAGUAACUUACUAAGUCCAGUUUCAAUUGAUUAUUCUGUGAUAAACUUGGUUCUUCAGUCUUGGUAUGGUUCAUCACUUUUACCUCAAACAUUCAGUGAUCCAAAAGAACUGGUGGAUUUUGUUGAAGCCAUCUUGGAGGUGGUUCCCUCCAAUUUCCAAUUAGCAAUUUCUGUCUGCAAGCUUUUGAGCAAAGGCUUCAAUUCUGCUGAUGCUGAUCAAACUUCAGCUAGUUUGUUGUACUGGGCUUGUUCAGCUAUGGUCAAUGCAAUUUUAGAUGCCAUCCCAAUACCCCCAGAGUACAUCUGGGUGGAAGCUGGGUUGUUGCUGGAUGACGUUAUGGGCAUUGAGGCCAUUUCUCUGAGGUUUUAUAGAAGGGCUUUAACAGUGUAUCCAUUCUCUGUAAGGUUGUGGAAAUCCUUCUGCAACCUAUACAAGGUUUUUGGAGAGGCAGGCGAUGUUAUUGAAGCAGCAAAAGAAAGGGGUAUUAGUAUUACAUCUGAAUGACUUCAUAACACACUAUUAUUUCACUGAAUGCCAGAUUGUUAAUGGUAGGAUCAAUACCCUUGUGUUCCUUUUGGGCCAGCUUUUCGUCUUACAAUUGGAGGCCUAGAGGGAGGUUUUGUUUUUGUAUAGGACAACGCUGCCCCUCAGCUUGAAUAGUAUUUAGUAUAUUUGGCAUUUUGGCACAGAAUUGAAGACAUAGUUUAUGCAAGGUAUGAGCUAACAUAACUUGUACAGUGGCGAUUUUGGGCACUUAGCUUGUUAGUUCUUCUGUAGGGUGGGUUUGAAGUUUUGGUGACAUUUGAGGAUAUUAUUUUCCAUAAGAAAUAGAUUAUACUAAUAUUUGAUGUUGUGGUUUUUUUUUUAAUUGUUUCUUUAAUUUGAAAGGGAACAAAUGUUUUUCUGUUGUGCCCAUGUACCUAUUUUAUCACAUCAAUGGAUUUGUUUAAAGGAAGAUUUGUCAUUGGGAGCAGCAAUAUUAA